This is a messenger RNA of Sinocyclocheilus anshuiensis, 848 nucleotides long. RefSeq names its product dehydrogenase/reductase SDR family member 11-like. The transcript has 6 exons. Gene Ontology annotation, molecular function: oxidoreductase activity. The record is from RefSeq and is a predicted model, not a curated record. NCBI's taxonomy places the organism in Eukaryota, Metazoa, Chordata, Actinopteri, Cypriniformes, Cyprinidae. The annotation marks the transcript as partial.
UAGAACGCGGAAGCAGUUGUGCGAGCCAAGUAGUCCAUUAAUGCGAACUGGUGCAAGACAGUCCGCACUCAGCAGUUUUCCUCUAGAGGUUUUGAGACAGUAAAACUUGUAAUAUGGAACGUUGGAUAGGCAGGGUUGCUCUCGUCACUGGUGCCUCAGUUGGAAUCGGAGCAGCAAUCGCUAAGUCUCUUGUCCAGCAUGGCAUGAAGGUGGUCGGAUGUGCCAGAAACGUGGAACAAAUAGAGAAAUUAGCAACAGAAUGUGUUAGCUGUGGAUUCACUGGCACACUGCUUCCAUACAAAUGUGAUCUCUCGGUAGAGGAGGAAAUGUCAUCCAUGUUUGCCUGGAUUAAAGUCCAACAUCAGGGCAUUGACGUUUGCAUUAAUAACGCUGGCUUGGCUCUCCCUGAACCUAUAUUAAGUGGCAAAACCAGUGGAUGGAGGACCAUGAUUGAUGUGAAUGUUAUUGGACUGUCAGUGUGCACGCGUGAGGCUUACAUGUCUAUGAAAGAAAGAGAUGUUGAUGAUGGGCAUAUCAUUAACAUUAACAGUAUGAGUGGACAUCGGGUGGUGCCCAGUGCUAAUGUACACUUUUACAGUGCCACUAAAUAUGCCGUAACUGCUCUCACAGAAGGUCUGCGGCAAGAGUUACGGGAGGCUAAGAGCCACAUACGUGCCACAAGUAUAUCUCCUGGUAUAGUGGAGACUGAGUUUGCUUACCGGCUCUUACGUAACAACCCAGAAAAAGCAGCAGCUAGCUAUGCAAGUAUAAAGUGCCUAAAAGCAGAUGACAUAGCCAGUGCAGUGGUGUAUGUCCUAAGUGCUCCUCCUCAUGUCCAGGUAAGCAUG